Molecule: messenger RNA, 339 nt
Organism: Dicrocoelium dendriticum
Lineage: Eukaryota; Metazoa; Platyhelminthes; Trematoda; Plagiorchiida; Dicrocoeliidae
Source: the annotation of a GenBank genome assembly
AUGCAGACGACCUUGCCCUCAUCUGUGACAGCUCCCAGACGCGCCAAGCCGCGCUGGACAGAUAAGCACGGGAUGUCAGCCGCUUCGGGCUUUGCUUCGCACCAUCAAAAGUGCAAUGCGUUCCUUCAAGAUUGCCAAGGAUCGCCCCCUGCGCUGACCCUUGUUGGGGACCAGCUAGAAGUCGUUCAAAAGUUCAAUUACCUGGGAAGUUGUGUCAGCGCCCUUGGGAUCGAAGACGAGCUCACGAACCGCGUAGCAACAGCUCGAAGUGCUUUUGCUAACCUUCUCCACUUAUGGCGGCGGCGCGACAUUACACUCGCCCUGAAGGGUAGAGUGUAG